AUGGAGGAGGUGGAGCCACAGAGGAGGCGGAGACAUGGGGGGGGAGAGUUGCAUGGAGUGGGGGUAUGGAGGGCUUGGAGGAGGCGGAGCCCUGGAGGAGAUAAAGGAGCCCUGGAGCAGGAGGAGGAGGAGGAGGAGGAGGAGGAGGAGGAGGAGGAGGUGCUGCACCUCGAGAAGCGCCGGAGGCUGCUGUGCUCCGAGUUCGCCUCCAUCACCCGCAGCGCCGAGGCGGCGGCGCGCCCCUUCCUGGCCGGGAGCGGCUGGAGCCUGCAGGCCGCGCUCAACGCCUACUUCGAGGCGCCGCUGCAGGAGAGGGAGGAGGAGAAGGAGGAGAAGAAGGAAGAUGCGGCGGGCGGGGUGUCGCCGUCCUGCGCGGAGCCUGGGAACUGUAUUGACCUCACAGCGGAUGCAACUACUAGUAAUGCCGGUGUCAGCAGUGCAGACUCGAGGCAACAAGAAGAUGAGAGCACGUUCUCACUCAUAACGUGGAACAUUGAUGGGCUGGACCUAGGAAACCUAAAAGAACGAGCUAGAGGAGUCUGUUCUUACCUGGCAUUAUACAGUCCAGAUGUCGUGUUUUUACAAGAGGUCAUCCCACCAUAUCUCUGUCUUCUACAGAUGAGAGCAAGCAAUUACAGUAUUAUUACAGGUAACAUAGAUGGCUAUUUCACUGCGAUAAUGUUGAAGAAAUCAAGAGUAAAGUUACUGAAACACGAAAUAAUACCUUUUCCAACAACUGCCAUGAUGAGGAACCUUUUAGUUGCACAUGUGAGCAUAUCUGGCAACGAACUUUGCUUAAUGACCUCUCAUCUGGAAAGCACUAAGAGUAGCUCUAAAGAGCGUAUGAAGCAACUGCAAAUAGUGUUAAACAAAAUGCAAAAGGAGUCCGAGUCCACCACUGUUAUAUUUGGAGGGGACACAAACCUCAGAGACAGUGAGGUUAAAAAAUUACGUGACUUACCUAAGAACAUUUCAGAUAUCUGGGAAUUUCUGGGCAAACCUCAACACUGCUGCUAUACUUGGGACACCCACUCGAAUACCAACCUGAAUGCAGAGUACAAGUGCAAGAUGAGGUUCGACCGCAUUUAUUUUCGGCCUGCAGCGCAUGAGGGACAUAUUAUUCCACGAAGUAUGGACUUAAUCGGUUUGGAAAAACUAGACUGUGGCAGAUUUCCUAGUGAUCACUGGGGUCUUCUGUGUAAUUUUGAUGUGGUAUUAUAAAAAAAAAGAGUUUGCUUUGUUAGUUUUUACGUCUUUUGCUUUUGUUUUUAUAAGAUUUUACUCUCUCAGUUUAAGUAAAGUGUAUUUAAAUUUUCAACCCUAAUACAUUCUCUGCUCUUGACUUCUACUGGAAUGGCUUCAUUUCAAGCCAAGGUUCCUUUUCCUCAUUGUAUGCAGCUGUUCUUGAAUCACAUUUUAAAAUGUUUAUUUUUAACAAUGUAUGCAAAUGCAAAACCAAAUUCUAGUUUUAAAAUGGGAGGAAAAUCCUGUAAAUAAAAUUUGUAAACAUAUUUGUUGGUUUAAAAGACACUUUUGGUUUUGCAUGUAUUAUAAUCUCAUAAUAAAUACUGCUUUUUUAUUUUAAGAAUACAUCUAUUGUGCCUAUUUUGUUUCUUUUGUAACCAUUUCCACCAUCCUUUAAAACCCUGUGUUUUGUGAGAUGUUUUGUAUUAGAUUCUGUGGUUUGUGUUGUAUGUACACACCCCUUGAGGCAAGA
Messenger RNA from Cuculus canorus (common cuckoo), 1717 nucleotides. It is a transcript of the gene TDP2, whose product is annotated as tyrosyl-DNA phosphodiesterase 2. Gene Ontology annotation, molecular function: single-stranded DNA binding; protein binding; 5'-tyrosyl-DNA phosphodiesterase activity. Gene Ontology annotation, cellular component: cytoplasm; PML body. The coding region runs from base 1 to 1221 and encodes 406 amino acids. The record is from RefSeq and is a predicted model, not a curated record. Lineage: Eukaryota; Metazoa; Chordata; Aves; Cuculiformes; Cuculidae. Gene Ontology annotation, biological process: double-strand break repair. The transcript is spliced from 8 exons.